CCUUGUCUGUAUUCCAAAAUGUUUUUCAUCCAACGUGGGUAAUUAUCCAAAGAAACCUAUGACUUCAUACCUUCGAUUUUCUACAGAACAGCUACCCAGAUUUAAAGCUAAACACCCAGAUGCAAAACUUUCGGACCUCGUUAGAAAAAUUGCAGCCGCAUGGAGGGAACUACCGGAAGAAGAAAAAAAGGUAUAUGAAGCUGAUUUUAGGGCAGACUGGAAAGCAUACAAAGAAGCUCUGAGCAAGUUUAAAGACCAGCUAACUCCAGCUCAGUUGGUAUCUUUUGAGAAAGAAGUCAGGCAAAAACGUUUAAAAAAGAAAGCCUCAGUAAAAAAGAGAGAAUUAAUGUUGCUUGGAAAACCAAAAAGACCUCGAUCAGCAUACAACAUUUACGUAUCUGAAAGCUUCCAAGAGACUAAAGAUGGAUCUGCUCCGGGAAGACUGAAGACUAUAAAUGAGGCUUGGAAAAGUCUAUCUAGUGAUGAAAGGCAGGCAUACAUUCAGCUUGCUAAAGAUGAUAGAAUUCGUUAUGAUAACGAAAUGAAGUCUUGGGAAGAGCAAAUGGCUGAAGUUGGACGAAGUGAUCUCAUCCGCCGCAAUGUGAGACGCUCAGACAUCAUUGAGGACUAAGAUAGAAGAUGGAGUUGUCUCUGGGAUUAGGCACAAGAAACCAAUUAGGUCUCAAUGCCUUAAGUUGUCAAAUUAGAAAGGAUAAGGCUGGUUACAUUUGAUAUUCAGUUCUUUUUUCUGUAGCCAAUGGACUUCUGCCCGUUGAAUACAUUCUGUUUUAUUUCAAGCCUGACAGAGGAAGAUUCUGCAGAGUUCUGCUUUUUGCUUAAGAACUGGAGAUGAGACCGUCCAUGCAUCUGCAUGUAGUGGUGAAUGAACCAUUCUGUGUUUGAUGGAGCUAGAUAGACUGUGAAGUGACUUUUACACUUAUAACACUUUUACGUGUGGUUUUGUGAAGUUUUUACACUGAUGACAAUACUGUGGGUAUGUGAAGUUUUUACACUGAUGACAGUUACAUGCAAGUGUGGCCUCUGUGUUCCAGGGCCAUAACUGCUUUCACAGCUAUGGCAAAGCUAUGAUGUAACUGUGUACUCAAAGAAGCUUCCAGACUCAUUAGAUGAAGUGAUUCCUAGCCAUAAAUCAUGUGUGGGGUUGAUGUUUGUACAUAUAAGUGAUUAUUGACAUCAUAGCAGCUUUUAUAGUAUGAACAAAGAUUUACAAACCUUUCUCAUCUUUUUCUUUUUUUCUAAAGCCUAAGAAAUUAUGUAACAAGUCUAUGCAUAUUGUUUUUAUUGCAUAGAAUAAAAAUUCUAAUUUUUCAAACAUGU
This is a messenger RNA of Cricetulus griseus (Chinese hamster), 1338 nucleotides long. The record is from RefSeq and is a predicted model, not a curated record. Lineage: Eukaryota; Metazoa; Chordata; Mammalia; Rodentia; Cricetidae.